AUGUGUUGCUUUCUUUUUUUUUACAUCAUUUCUUCUUUCUUUUUUAUUAACUUUUUUUAUCCACUCUCCUCUAUAAACUUUUUCUUGUUUUUACUUUCCAUCUUUUAUAUUGUAGUUAAUCUAUACCUUUUCUUUCUUUCUUUCUUUCUUUCUUUCUUUCUUUCUUUCUUUUUCUUUUUCUUCUUUUUAUUUCGUUUUUUUCUUUCUUUUUUUUCUUUUUUUUUUUUUCUUUUUCUUCUAUUUCUCUUUCUUUCUUUCUUUCUUUCUUUCUUUCUUUCUUUCUUUCUUUCUUUUCUAGCUGCCUCUAUUAACUUUUUCUUGCCUAUUCUUUUCUUUUUUUCCGUUUAUAUUUCAUUUAUUCUAUGCCUGUACUUUCUUUUUUGCCUCUUCUAUGAACUUUCUUUCUUUCUUUUUACUUUCCUUGUUUGUUUGUUUGUUUCUUUCUUUCUUAUUAACGUUAUUUUUUAUCUUUACUCUGUUAACUUUUACUUGCCUGUUCUUUUCUUUCUUUUUUUAUAUUUAAUUUAUUCUAUCCCAGUUCUUUCUUUCUUUCUUUCUUUCUUUCUUUUCCAUUUGACUGAUACCCCCUCUUUAAUUAUUCAUUUAUUCCUUCUCUUUUCCUUGUUCCGCUUUCUUUAUUUCAGUUUAUUGUCUUUUUUUUCUGUUUAUCAUUCAUUUCAUUCAUUUUUUUCGUUCAGCUCUCCCUGUUUCUAA
Acanthosepion pharaonis is the source of this 714-nucleotide messenger RNA. NCBI's taxonomy places the organism in Eukaryota, Metazoa, Mollusca, Cephalopoda, Sepiida, Sepiidae. The record is from the annotation of a GenBank genome assembly.